Molecule: messenger RNA, 856 nt
Organism: Ambispora leptoticha
Lineage: Eukaryota; Fungi; Glomeromycota; Glomeromycetes; Archaeosporales; Ambisporaceae
Source: the annotation of a GenBank genome assembly
AUGUCUUCCUGUAAUGUCGUUCAACACCUUCGUAGAAGUAUCCGUCAACCUGUUCAGCCUCAACAAUUGUUCUUGAGGCCUUACACAAACUCUACAUUUCGCCAGCCCCCUUCCGAAGAGUCAAUUUCUUCCUCCAACAUGAAUAAAUACCUAGAUAAAUUCGGGAAGACCACUGCAAAACGGAUUCCAACUGCCAUAUUUGCAAAAUUAAUUGUAAUUGGCCUUGUUGGUCUCAUGUCAGUGGACCUUCUUUAUGCCCGGUAUCGGAACAGAUGCAAUGAGCAUCGUCUCAUUGAGACUGUAGAAAAAGGCACUCAACCCGAAAUUGGUGAUGAGUUCAUCCCUCGACCUCUACUUGAAGAAGGCUUAAAGCAAAUUUUUCAUCCUCCUAAAAAUCAUUCAUCUUACCAUGUCGUCUGUGGUGAACAUGGAACCGGGAAAACUACGUUGACGAGAUUGACGGCAAGAAAAUUUGGACAGGGCGUUAUAUAUGUUGAUGUUCCAGCAAACCUUGACGAAUUUGGUGACGAAUUUGGAAAGGCCCUUAAUUUCACAUUUGAGGAGCACAUCUCUUUUACGGGACAACUUUUGCAAAAAAUCUUAGGGAGGACUAAAGAGGAAUCAAAGCAUCACAAGUGGGUAAGAGCUAUGGGUGCCUUUAAACUUGCCUCCGCCGUAUACAAAAAGAAACAAGGCAAACCACCAGUCAUUGUUUAUGACAACGUCAGCCGAUUGGUUCAUAAGAAUCCGGAUAUCCUUGAUACUCUCCAGGAUGAUGCAAAGGACAAUGCCGAUUUCAGUAAAUACAUUGCAGUAUUUGUCUGUAGCGAAGGUUCGGUCCCUCGAAGAAUGGAAU